This is a messenger RNA of Puccinia triticina, 324 nucleotides long. RefSeq lists its product as uncharacterized. The record is from RefSeq and is a predicted model, not a curated record. The coding region runs from base 1 to 324 and encodes 107 amino acids. The transcript is spliced from 2 exons. NCBI's taxonomy places the organism in Eukaryota, Fungi, Basidiomycota, Pucciniomycetes, Pucciniales, Pucciniaceae.
AUGUUCAUCAAUCAUUUGAUAGUAAAACAAUUUCACAUAAGAAGCUCCUCUGCCACCUCCAUUCCCCCUACCCAGUUCUCCACCCUCAUCGCCGGUGACUUGUCCACUGCAAUGUCCUCCGCCUUGACUGCCGCCUUGUCCGCCGCCUCUGCCACCUCCUCAUCCGCCGCCACGUCCUCCGUCGCCUCUGCCACCGCCUUGUCCGCCACCACGUCCUCCGCCGCCUCUGCUGCCGCCUUGUCUGCUGCCUUGUCCCGUACCUUGUAUGCUGCCUUGUCCGCUGCACCUUCUGCCUCUUUGACUUAUUCCAUCUCCUGUGGCUAG